Molecule: messenger RNA, 2304 nt
Organism: Lutzomyia longipalpis
Lineage: Eukaryota; Metazoa; Arthropoda; Insecta; Diptera; Psychodidae
Gene: Culd
Exons: 8
Coding region: 265-2223 (652 amino acids)
Molecular function (GO): protein binding
Source: RefSeq, a predicted model, not a curated record
AGCAGAGAAGAAAAAAGAACUUCUUGAUUUUUGAAUAAAAGAGAAAUAUUUCUUAUUUAUACGAACUUGUAGAAAGUUACAAAUUGUUCUGUGACUUCGGGCGCAGCAUUGGCUAUAUUUCAUGUAAACUUGCAGGGAAUCCCGAAAAGUGCUGAAGAAGCCCCAAAAUGGAGACUUUUGCGUAGGAAAAAUGAAGAAAAUAGCCGUGUUGGACCUUCAGUUGCUUCACAAUUCUUUUGCUUUUAAUCGAGAAUAUUCAUUUUAAUGUAUUUCCGCAUUUUACUUCCUCUUCUAUUCCUCGUGGUGGGGAGGAUUUCCUGUACGAAUGAGAGGAUUUUUGAAUUAUCGGAAAUCUGCGAAGUACCAACGGGUGUGAGAAUUUACGUUGAUUUUGGCUAUUCUGGUGUUGUGAAAAGUACUGGGGAUGAAGGGAGAGUUUAUGCGAAUCCUUGCUUCUUCACUCUCGUCACGUGCUCCAGUUGCUCAAUUCAGCUCAAAUGGAAGCUCGAAGAUGGGGCGAAAGGGGAGGAAAAUUUCACAAUAGCCGAACCACCGUAUAGCAAUGUGGAAGUUAAAUCCCUUGCUGAUCCCUCGACGGGGUAUGUGACGAAAACAAGGGCACUAUCUCUGCAAUUCCCUCCAGAAUCCAUCAACAUGAACUUUUCUCUCUUCUACGAGAGUCAGAGAAACAUCGUGACGGUAUCAGAGCCACUGCUGCUGGGAAAUGGAUUUGCGGAGACAACAAAGCAAAUUGCCACCCCAUUCUUCCCGGCAAUGUACACGAGAGAUUUUAUUGUAGACUACAAUAUAUCUUGCCUCACCGAUGAUUGCAGGAUCAGAAUAAUUUUUACAGACUUCCAAUUGGCCAUUAUUUCCACCAUUGAGCUCUUUGAUGCCAAUCAGGAGCGCUUCAACAUCUUCUCGGGAGCUUUUUUCCGGCCUCCAGUGAUUUUUAGUCCAACUUCUACGCUGAGAAUUCGCUUUAGUGCCAAUGGGGGGACUGAUUUGGGCUUCCGUGCCAAUGUCACCUUCUUUCCGGCUUCAGAGGCUACUAAUAUCCUCCUCAAUCCCAGCACUGAUUGCGGUGGGAGCGUCUCCAGCCUCGGUGGGGCAAUUGCAAUGAUGAACAUGGCCAGUGGGGAUGAAGAAGUUUUCUACGAUUGCAUCUGGAUCGUGAGGCCGUCCCAUAGAUACUUCCACCUUCAGGAUCAGCUGCUGUUGCGCGUGCAAUCAUUUAGCAAGAUGGGUGAGGCAUCAGAGUUGAAUGUCCAUCGUGGGGUGACGUCAAUGCAUCCACUGCUACUCAGAAUCGUACGACCUCAAGCUAAUUACUCAGAUGGAAUUGGACAGAAUCUCAUUGUUCCCCUCUCGAGUGGUUUCUAUGUCCACUUCAGGGGAUACUUUAGAGCCUCAUCCCAGCUUGUGGUGGUGUAUGCGGCCUUUGGGAUCCGUGAUUGCUACAUCGGCACUGGGUUCAUGUGCAAAAAUCGUCGUUGCAUUGCCAUUGAGCUACGAUGCGAUGGGUUUGAUCAGUGUGGCGACUCAAGUGAUGAACCCUCUUCCUGCCUCGCUGAAAAUGGAAGUAUCUGGCACACGCAUCCCAACUAUUUCUUCCCCAAGGCGGACACUUUCGAUGAUGAGAACUUCCGCACUGUGUCCAUUGUUCUGAUUUUCUGCAGCUUCGGCACCGCCAUCCUCCUCAUAUUUUUCCUCCUCUACCGUGUCAAUAUGCGCCGUGCAAGGCAUCAGGAGAACCUCCAGAGUCACUUGCAGACAAUUAGUGAUCUCUUAGAUCACAAUGCUGCACCCAAUGAGGAUGUUCCUGCGGAUGAACCACCACCGAAUUACGAAGCACCUCCGGAGUAUGAGGAUGUUAUCAAGGUGGGAAGAGAGUAUGAGCUACGUAAGACAAGACGAAGUCGCAGGCAUUCAACAAAGAGGAGACGUUCUGAUGCUCACAAAAUCCCCUCUGAAGGAUCAUCUGUGACUCCCUUGAGUCUGAUGGAUGCUGAGGAGGAAGUAAUAUCGAUCGUUACUAAUUCCGAGGAGACGUCUGAAGUAAUUUUGGCUUCCUCAUUGGGAGAAAGGUUCGAUAGUAUAGGUAAAAUCAGAGUGGCGCUUGAGAAGACUCCAGAAACGUACCAGGAAGCCCAGGAGGCAGAAGGGACGAAAGAUAGGGGAUCUACGGUGCUCCUUGAAUCCCAAUUUGGGGAUUUUGAAUAGAAAAUAUUUUAUUUGAAAAUUGUAUUUUGUGCAAAAUUGUAAUUUAUGCGAUUCAAUAGAAAUUCUAUGCCUCGUUUUCAA